AUGUUCAUUUUUCAGCUGGCGGACGUGGACUUUAGCCAAAUGCGUGAUGGCGAACAAAGCGUUCGUCAAACGAAAUUGGAGCUAAAGCUGUCGCAAAACCCGCUACGUUUCGGAAAGUCUGCCUCGGGUCUCAUCAGUGAUGAUGAUAUCUCCGGCCGAUGUGUUACUAAUUACGAGCCCAUCCAAGAUGCAGAAGGCAGAGUCCUGGUUCGAAGAACAAAAUCUGUCUCAGAAUGCUCUAGAAGGUAUGCAAGCGAGCUCACACCGAACUCCGCGGAUCCAAGCUUGUUCAAGGCAUUAAUUGAGUCGAGGACGGUCAGUGGAGUUCAGACCUGUGAUCUUACGCCUGAUGCGGACGGUUUCCUUUCGUCGGUGGAAUGCUCUGAGAGGUUAACGAUUGAUGGUGGUUUUGGUGCCGGAUCCAGCCAACUGAACAGACUCUCGAUGGCCAGCAAGUUGGUGCGCCUUUCGACUACCAAUUCGGGCCCACUGACACCGGAUAAGGGCAUUACCUUCCGGCGCACAGCUUUCGCCCCCUCCCCUUCGCCGGUACCGACGGCAAAACGAGAAUACCGAGAAAUCAACGAGGCAGUGGAGCUGAUUGCGGUCAUGCUGCGGACGGACAAUUGGAGUGGAGCUGCAAAUUUCCUCAAACUUAUUGAGAUACUGCGUUCUUUCAGUUUGGAGGAGUUCAGUGAGCUCUACUCCAUGUUCGCAAAAAACAACGAAGCUUUGUACGUGCACUCAUUUGCAAUCAAGUUCUUUUUUGUUUUCUCUGAUUUAAUGUGCCUUUUUGAGAAACACCUCCGCUGUUGUAUACGACCGAGGAGUUGUGAUGUGCAAUCAUCAUAG
This is a messenger RNA of Dibothriocephalus latus, 852 nucleotides long. The record is from the annotation of a GenBank genome assembly. NCBI's taxonomy places the organism in Eukaryota, Metazoa, Platyhelminthes, Cestoda, Diphyllobothriidea, Diphyllobothriidae.